AGCUGAAGAGGAGAGCUGUGAGUGGAGAUCAAACUUCUUGGAUAUGAAACUGCUUUUACUUGAACUGACUGACCUGGAUGUGACGUCUGGACCUCAACUUUUGAUAGUGAUUUCUUCAGCGAUGUCUGUGAUUCUUCUCACCACUUAACUGGACAUUAGGAGCCUCUCCACAGCAACAAGUGCUUCACUGAAGUCAAACUGUCUGACUGAGUGAGUGACUGAGUGAGUGAGUGAGUCGGGGAUUUCCAGAUCUGAGACACAGUGUUGCCCUCUGCGGUCUGUGCAGUCAGCAGCUUCAUGCACAACUUACCCAACAAGUUUUAAAGCCAAAUUAAUCCUGGAAAUGAAACUGCAACAUCCUAGAUUAUUGUGUGCAUGUAAAACCUGCAGCUGACAAUAUUGAGAGACAGUUUACUCUGAUAAAUGAUUAUAUUUAACUGACUAUUUUUAAAUUAAAACCGGAACAAACUCACCCUGAGGACCUCCAAAUAUAAAGUUCAGCCCUGCUCCUCCUGCAGGACUCUGGUUGUUGGUGCUUUACUCACAGUUGCAGGAUUUUGGAAAAAUACAAAGCUGGAUUUACUCUUUGAGACACAAAUACGUCUCAGUAAAAUGAGUAUUUGAUUGUAUGUAGAGACAAGCAGAAAGACCACAAAUAGGAAGAAGAAGACCAACUGCCUACAACUUUUAAUGACAGAGAGAAACUAUCCACCGACCGUCAUCAACCAUCAGCAGAUGGAGAGUAAGGAGGAGCUGAAGUUUGGCGGAGCGGCCAUGUCUCUGCCUGCAGACCUGAGCUGCCUGCAGGGCGGCGGGGGAGCAGAGGCGCUGGCGACGCUGGAGAAACAGCUGAUCUGUCCCAUCUGUCUGGAGCUCUUCAACAAGCCGGUGGUCAUCCUGCCCUGCCAGCACAACCUCUGCAGGAAGUGUGCCAACGAGCUUUAUCAGCCGUCCCUGUUCCAGGCUCGCACCACCAUGAUGGUAAACAGCGGCCGCUUCCGCUGUCCGUCCUGCAGACAUGAGGUGGUGCUGGAUCGCCACGGUGUCUACGGCCUGCAACGAAACCUGCUGGUGGAGAACAUCAUCGACGUCUACAAACAGGAAGUCAGCAACAACAACAACGCCUCGAGCCCCCUCCCUCUUCCUCCUUCUCCUGCUCAGCUCACCUGUUCAAACCACGAGGGGGAGAAGGUGAACAUCUACUGCCUCACCUGUCAGGUUCCUACGUGUUCUCUCUGUAAAGUGUUCGGAGCUCAUCAGACCUGUCAGGUGGCUCCUCUGACAGACGUCCACCAGCAGAAGAAGGAUGAGCUGAGUGAAGGCAUCAGUUCUCUGGUGGCGUUCAACGACAAAGUCCAGGCUCUGAUCGAUGGCCUCGAGGAGACGUGCAGAACCAUAGAGGAGAACUGCAAAACUCAGAAACAAAGUGUGUGUGAGACGUUUGACCGAGUGUUUUCCAUCCUGGAGGAGAGACAGAAGGCGAUGACACAGCGAAUCAGCUCAGAGGAGGAAGAGAAGACAGGCCACGCCCAGACGUUGGUGCGUUGCUAUGGAGAGAGCGUGGAGGCCAACAACAAGCUGGUGGAGAGAGCAACGAGCAGCAUGGAGGAGCCGGACAUGGCUGCUUUCGUUCAGAAUUCAAGAGAGCUGAUCAAAAAGGUGAUAACAGCGACCGGCUCGUGUCCAGCUGCGACACUGAAACCAGGUUAUGAGAGUUUGAGCCACUACAGAUUUAACUUCAGCCGACAGGAGAGAGCUCUGAGGAGCAUCGACUUCCCCAAAGUUGUGGAAGACGUUCCUGAAGAACCGGAGGUGGAACAAGAGCCAGAAGAACCCAAAGAGCCAUCAGUGGAGAACAUAGACCCAAAACACCAUCAGGAAACCUCCACCCAGAACCUUGAAUCUGUUUCAGAACCAGUCAAAGAGCCAAUCCCAGUGCUGGUAUCCUCACCAGUGGAACCGGCUGCAGUAACACCAGCUCCAGGUGUGGUGAGGGACUCUGUGGAACCAGCAGGGGCGGUUCUCCUGCCAGAGACUGAGGACCUGGACUUAGAUGACAGAGGAUCAAGUGUGAUGAAGAACAAAACAGAGAAGGAGGAGGAGGAGGAGGAGGAGGAGGAGGAGGCAGAGGAGGAAGAGGAGGUGGAGGAGGAGAGAUGUGCAGCUCCUGUUCCUGUUAAAGAGGGAAACAUCUGUGAGGAGCAGGAGGGGAUGAGCACGCAGCAGGCUGUCACUCUGCUCUUCUACCUGUUGGCCUUCCUGGUCAUCCUGCAGAGGGUGUGGGCUUACAUCGGCUGCUUCAUUUGCACAUAAUACCAACAGGAGACACCUCCACCCUCACUGCUGCACAGCUCAGACGGAGACUGAGACGAGUCCUGCUCAGACCAGUCCUCCCCUCUCCUCCUCCAUCCCUUCCUCCACUUUCACCCUCAGCGAGGCUCCUCGUCGGCCCAGUUUCAGCUUCUCUUGGCUGAACCCCCUCCACAAGAAGAAGUAGAGGAAGGAGAGAAGUGUUUGGAGGUGUUGUCUUGUUGAGGAGAUAAAGAGAGAAAGAUGCACUCCAGAGUCAGUUUAAUCAGCUCAGUGCUGCCCUGAGACUGGAAACACUUGAUCUUUGAUAAAACUUCAGUUGCAGUCAUUUUAUCAACGGUCUGUUUUGUUCCUAAUAUUAAUUCAGUUUGAAAUUUUUUAAAAAAAGCACUUGUGUGAUCUGCUCUGGAUCUGUGUGUGUCUGAAGGGAAAAACUUUGACCUGUUGGGCUCUUAUUUUGAAAACUUGAGAAUGACUUAAGAAGUUUAUUUCAUUUUAUUUUAUGGAAGCUGUUGCCUUUCACAACAAAGGUCUUCACAGCUUUCAAGUUUGUGCUUUUAAUAAGUAGCAGAGGAGAAGUCAUACUGUAGUGUGGAGGUAGUAGUGUAUGUAAAAGUAGCAGAAGUCAUUAUUGCAGUAGUUGUAGUAGAGGUGAAAGAAGUAGUCAGUGGAAUGUAACGAAGUACAUUUACUCAAGUACUGUACUUAGGAACAAUUUUGACAUACCAUAAUACUUAAAUUAAUAGCUCACACUAUUAUUUGCCUAAAUCACUGCAGUGAACAGGCCUAUAUUUAGGACAGGCCUUUAAUUCCUUUACAUAAAACUGUUGCUCAGCAAAGAUGGGAAAUAUGAUCGAACUUAUUUUGACACUUGUUUCAUGGCAGCUUUAUUACAGCUUCAGAGGUAGAGUCAGCCCUUAUUUUUUCAUCAUGCCUGUAAAUCUGAAUGACUUAUGGUCUUGUCUGGCGCUCCUGGUUUUGAUCAAAUGAAAUGACUGAGCUAACAAUGUGUAGCAUAUCCAUACUGAUAAAAGUUUAAACAUUCAUUUUUGUAUGUGCGAUCUUAACAGCUAACUAAUGUUAGCUCAAGUGAGCAGUCAACAAUCCGGGUAUAUAUUUAUAUCCAGAGAACUUCUACAAGAAUGACUGCUUAGCAACCAGACCAGGCCUCUAAUUGAGACAGGCCUUUAUUUGUCAAACUGUGUAGCUACACAAGGCUAGUAAAAGGGACUGGAUGUUUACUGAAAUUUUAUGGUACUUCUACUUGAAUGGUUUUUAUUUCGUACAUACUUAUACUUCAGUACAAUUCAGAGGCAAAUACUGUACUUUUUACUGCAUUAUCUGACAGCUUACUAUUUACAUAUAAAACAUAUGCUUAUAUGAUACGAUGCAGUACUUUCAGUACUUUAAUCUACCCUGUAAAAGACAAAGUAUCUAACAUUGGCUCCACACUGAUGAACUACAGCAUUAAAAUACUCUUAUGUGUAGUUGUCAGUGAUAAAACAGAUAAUUACAAUAAGCUCUGCAGCAUGAAUACUUUUACUUUUGAUAUUUUAAGUACAAUUUGAUGACAGGUACUUUUAUUUCGUAACAUUUUGAAUUUGGGACUUUUACUUGUAAUGGAGUAUUUUUAGACUGUGGUUUUUACUGUUUUAGAAUCUAAGUACUUCAUCCACCACUGCUACUAGUAGUAGUUGUAGUGAUAAGGAAAAAUGCCCUUUAAUAAAUGAAGUAGCACUAGUAUUUGUUUAGUUAGUUGCAGUGUUAGUAAAAGUACAGGUUUUUGUAGUUUUCACAAAACUUGUAGUCGAAGUAGCAGCGACUGCAGAAGUAGUAUUAAUUGUAAUGAUGGUACUGUGUUGACUGUAUGCCUGUAACUGUUGGUACAGAUGCAGGAUAUGAACAAAAAUUAUGUUGCUGUAAUUAUCACAGUAUUUUUAGUGUUUCAUUGAAACUAAAUCAUUCAGACAUUUUUGCUCUUAAACGUUUAACAUCUUGUGCUGUGGUCAAAUUUCACUUAAAAGUUAUACAUAACUCAUGUAGGCAUAAAAACUAGGGAUGUGCAAUAUUGGAUUUUUUUGCCGAUAUCCAAUAUGCUGAUAUAUAACAACUUAUUUGGCCGAUAACUGAUACAGAUAUCAAUUUAUUAUCCAGGUUUUCCCCACCUAAUUUCAGUGAUCAUCAAGUCUCCUCUGCAGUGGAAUGAACAUCAUAUUAUUCAUGCAUACUCUUAUCAUGACGGCCCACCAGCAGAUGGAGACUUGAAAUACAAUACUUUUCAAUGUAUGUAAAUUUCAUCACUGUACAAAAUAAGAAAAAGCAUGUUGGUUGAUUCUGAUAGUUCAUUGUAAAGCCAAUAUUGAUCGAUAACGAUGAUGUACUGAUAUUAUCGUGUAUCCCUAAUAAAAACUAAAUCAAUAUAAAUUUGAAGUUGAUCAAAAAUAGUCCCUAAUGUAACAGAGGAAUCAGCAGGAUGAAGCAGAGAAGCAGUAUUUACAGUAGAAGAAGUACAUGUGUUUUGUUAAUACAAGUUUUAAAAGUCUUCUAGAAGACCCAGACACCGAGUUUGAGACAUUUUGAACGGUGAUUUUGGAUGGCACAUGUGGUUCAGAGUGCUUUGGUUUGGUAUGGAUAAUGAUAAUGUUCAGUUUCUUUCUUUUUCUUUAUUUUUUUUUGUUCUAGGCAAUCUUUCUUUUGCAGCUUUCAUGUGUAUUUGUGAGUGAGUGUCUGGACUCUUUUUGAUUGUUUGGUGUUGUGUAGGCUGGUGUCUGUUUAUAAUGCAGUGGAUCAGAUAAGAUAAUGGUUUUGUUUGAUACAUGUAUUGAUUAAAUAAAUCUGA
Molecule: messenger RNA, 5149 nt
Organism: Epinephelus lanceolatus (giant grouper)
Lineage: Eukaryota; Metazoa; Chordata; Actinopteri; Perciformes; Serranidae
Source: RefSeq, a predicted model, not a curated record